GUCUUUGGCUACGGCUCGCUCAUCUUCAAGCCGCCGCCGUACACCGUGGCGCGCACCGUCGGCUACAUCCGCGGCUUCGUGCGGCGCUUUGCGCAGAGCAGCAUCGACCAUCGCGGCACGCACGCACGCCCCGGCCGCGUCGUCACGCUUGUCGAGGCCAAGCACUGGCGCGCCGCUGAGGAGGCCGCUCGCGCCGCCGGACACGCGGUCGAGGAGGAGGAGCUGGGCGAGGACAUUGUGUGGGGCGUGUGCUGGACGAUCGAUCCCUCACACGCAGCCGACGUGCGCGCCUACCUCGACCACCGCGAGAUCAACGGCUACACGCCGCAGCAGGUCUCUGUGUACGGCCGCGCCGCGCCCGACGCCGAGCAGGACUCGGUGCUGAUGCGCGACGUGCUCGUGUACGUCGGCCUGCCGGACAAUGAGGCGUUCGUCGGGCCGGCGCCGUCGCAGACGCACCUGGCCGCGCGCAUCUUCUCGUGCGCCGGCCCGAGCGGCCGCAACGACGAGUACGUGCUGCGCCUGGCGCGUGCCACUCGCGCACUCGCGCCGCAGGUCACCGACCGGCACCUGUUUGACCUAGAAGAGCGGCUGCUGGCG
Messenger RNA from Tilletiopsis washingtonensis, 600 nucleotides. RefSeq names its product ChaC-like protein. The annotation marks the transcript as partial. The record is from RefSeq and is a predicted model, not a curated record. Gene Ontology annotation, molecular function: glutathione specific gamma-glutamylcyclotransferase activity; gamma-glutamylcyclotransferase activity. Gene Ontology annotation, biological process: glutathione catabolic process. The transcript has 2 exons. Lineage: Eukaryota; Fungi; Basidiomycota; Exobasidiomycetes; Entylomatales. Gene Ontology annotation, cellular component: cytoplasm.